Molecule: messenger RNA, 948 nt
Organism: Fonsecaea multimorphosa CBS 102226
Lineage: Eukaryota; Fungi; Ascomycota; Eurotiomycetes; Chaetothyriales; Herpotrichiellaceae
Exons: 2
Coding region: 1-948 (315 amino acids)
Source: RefSeq, a predicted model, not a curated record
AUGGCCGCGCCUCUGACAGUGGACGUAUAUGUCCUUCCAACUGGAUACCUUUGGCUCCCAGACCGCUGGAUCUUUGCUGAUGGAGACUUGCAAGUCCGCCAUCUGUCCCCAGACUAUAGUUUCCUCAUUCGACAUCCUUCUGGCCAGAAUGUGUUGUUUGACCUCGGCAUGCGCAAGGACCUAGACAAUAACCCCAGGGUGAUCAGAGAGGAUUAUAGUGCCAUUGAGCCCUACGUUCCCAAAGAUGCACACGACUUGCUCGCAGAUGGGCCAGUAAAGCCAGAGCUCAUUGAUAUGGUGGUGUUGAGUCAUAUGCAUUUCGACCACAGUGGGGAUGUUGGGCGCUUCCCUCAAUCUAAGAUAAUCGUCGGACCGGGAACGCGAGACUGUAUCCAUCCAGGAUACCCGGCCAGUGAUGGUUCGCCCUUUGACGGCUCAGUGCUCGCUCACCAGGGAUUCACCGAGCUGGAAAGAUCGCAAUACAGCCCACUAAAAGGAGCUUCUGUACCCCCUUCAUUCACCUUCGACGAAGGGGUAGAUAUAUUUGGCGAUGGAUCUUUCUUUGUACUUGAUGCACCGGGCCAUAUGCCUGGUCAUCAGAUGGCGCUAGCACGGACUGGUGAGGAUGAAUGGGUUGCUAUGGGAGGCGACUGUUGUCACCAUAGGGAUUUGCUGGAACAUCCAUCCCGCGACAUCAGCGUCGAUGUGGGACCAAACGGCCAGCCUGGAUUUCACAAAGAUCCUGUCAGCGCAAGAGAAACAAUCCAUAGAACCCAGGCGUUGCACUCAAAUCCGAGCGUCUUUGUGGUGCUCGCCCAUGAUGCUCAGAUUGAUGGCAUAGUUCCAGUGUAUCCACAGAAGCUGAACGGAUGGCGACAAAAGGCCAUGAAGACAAUGGUUCGGCAGCAAGCCUUGACGCUUGAGGAGAUCAAAGCGAGAUACAAGUAG